AUGCAAUGCAAUUUUGAAUCGUCCAUGUGUGGCUGGACCUCCGACAAAACCACCUUGAAACAUUCCUUGGGACAAAUUACGGCGACGAAAGUUUGGAAACUGCUGGAGACAGGUCAGGCAAGAAUGCCGAAGAUUCUGUACGACAAGUCAUCAUCUGUUGGAAACGGAAAUUUCGCCUACAUCCACUUUGCUCCAGCAUUCUCCUCCUCUUCCUCCUCCUCCUUCGACUCAGGCCUCCUCAUCAGCCCUCCAUUUUCAUCGGCACAAUCUGAAGAGCUCUCUUUCACUUUCUGGUUAGUCUUCGUUUUUUCAUCGAAGCUUGUACCCUCUAACACUUCCUCCUACUGUUCAACUUUUUUUUCUACAUUAUUUUGUGCCAGCUAA
Molecule: messenger RNA, 384 nt
Organism: Helobdella robusta
Lineage: Eukaryota; Metazoa; Annelida; Clitellata; Rhynchobdellida; Glossiphoniidae
Exons: 2
Coding region: 1-384 (127 amino acids)
Cellular component (GO): membrane
Source: RefSeq, a predicted model, not a curated record